AUGGAUGACGAUGAAGACUUGAUUGAAGACGAUUAUGAUUCAUAUGACGAAUUAUUUACCCAGCAUUUCACGGAUGAUAACCUUUCGCAACUUGACGGGACAAAACUUGCGUCUCCUCCGCCAGCGAGGGCUACUUCCCCAGUGAGAAAUGCGAAGAGCCCACAGAAACCGGCCAGCAGCACCACACGCUUCUCCUUGAAACCGAAACCUCCUUCUGGAAAUGAAUUAUCGAGCCCCAGUCUGUCGGGGAAAGAGACUUUGCCCUGGGCACAACGAUAUCCUCCUCUCAACUUGGGGGAACUGGCGGUCCACAAAGGGAAAGUUCGCGACGUGGAGCAAUGGCUGAACGGUGCAUUCACCGGAAAAGCUGGAAGAGAUUUACUCGUACUCAAAGGACCAGCGGGAAGUGGGAAAACUACUACGAUAUCGUUGCUGUCAAGGACUCUGAACUUCGAUAUAUUGGAAUGGAAAGCUCCCUCCGUGUCCUCGUACGCUGACAAGGAUUACGUCUCGCUUGCGGCCCAAUUUGAUGGGUUCCUCAGCCGGGGUCACGAGUUUGGCAGCCUAGAUUUGGAUGGUCAUGAUGAGUCACAGAUCUUCACUGAAGGGAAUAUCUACGCUCCUCGGCGUGUCAUUCUCAUCGAGGAAUAUCCAACGUUGGCUGGUCGGGGUGCCGCGGUUCUUGCUGCUUUUCGACUGUCUAUACUGCGCUAUAUCUCCAUGAAUGCGCCGCCUAGCAGGAAUGUCUAUGGCGGGACUUCCGGAGUACCACCUAUCGUCAUGAUUGUGUCCGAAAUAUUUUCGAACUCCGAGUCGUCGUUUGACAAUUUGACAGUUCACCGAUUACUUGGUCGUGAUAUUUACGAUCAUCCGAGUACUACUGUCAUCGAAUUCAACAGCAUUGCGCCCACAUUCAUGAAUAAAGCUUUGAAUGUGGUUUUGAAAAAAAGCGGUCGUCAGCCUCCAGGUGAUCAAGCUCUCACGCAGUCUAUAAUCGAAAGCAUCUCUAAACUGGGGGACAUUCGAAAUGCAAUCGCGUCUCUAGAGUUCCUUUGUUGCGGUAGCGGCAAUAGAAGCCACUGGAGCGAUCCAACCGUCAGAUCCAAGCGUAUAACUCGCGCCCGCAAGAAUAUUUCUACCGGUAACAGUGGGGUGCCGAGAGCCAUAGCGCAAAGAGAAGCCAGUCUAGGGCUGUUCCAUGCAGUCGGCAAAAUAGUUUACAAUAAACGAAGCGACACCGACGUCGAGCAUCCGCAACUUCCUUCCCCUCCAAAUCAUCUCCGUCAUCUUGACCGGCCGGGAGUUUCUCUGGUGCAUGCGAACGAGUUAUUUGAUGAGACGGGAACUGACAUACAGUCGUUCAUUAGCGCUCUGCACGAGAACUACGUUCCAUCCUGCAACGGACCUUUAUUUACAGAAAGCCUUGAGGGGUGCAUAGAACGCUUGUCAGACAGCGACUUGCUGUGUAUCGAACGCAAAGGAUACAGUAGGCCCCAAGCUGGUCUUGGGAUUGGUUCCGUCAGAUGGGUGACUAGCAGCAUUGAUCUACUUCGGCAAGAAGAGAUGAGCUAUCAAGUAGCUACACGAGGUCUACUAUUCAAUCUCCCGGCACCCGUGAAGAGGCAACUGCGACGUGCGAACGACUCUCACAAAAUCUUCUUUCCGCCCACCGUCCGACUGGUUCGUGAAUUGGAAGAUAUCCAGAAUAAUAUCGAUUCGUGGAAAAACACUCUGCUCGGCUCGGCCUUGUCUCAAGCCGCUGUCCCGCCAGCCAACCAGCGUCAGCCUACAUUACACAAGUUUCCUCGUGAAACGAGGAGCAAUCUUCGUGGUAUUUCUGAUGAUAACUCGUCUUCGAUCAUGGCUAUGAUAUCACGCAGCGACCUGAUACUCUAUCAAUUACCCUACAUGACAAAGAUAGUUGGCGAACGAGCAGAAUCAAAAAGUCUUCGGCGAAUCACCGCAGUUGGAACUCGAGGUAUAGACUUCAGCUCACAACAGGAUGACUACGCUUUUGGGACCGCGCUCCAAGGGUAUGGCACUUUUCGAGUAUCUAAAAAUGAGGAGCGAGGCGGGUCGCUGGGGCCGCACACACCUUUGAUCCCGCAAACAGAUGAUGAGCGGCUCAUUCUCAGUGAUGAUGAUAUUGAAGAGGACCCGGCAUGA
Molecule: messenger RNA, 2166 nt
Organism: Aspergillus mulundensis
Lineage: Eukaryota; Fungi; Ascomycota; Eurotiomycetes; Eurotiales; Aspergillaceae
Product: putative cell cycle checkpoint protein Rad17
Exons: 2
Coding region: 1-2166 (721 amino acids)
Biological process (GO): mitotic DNA replication checkpoint signaling; DNA damage checkpoint signaling; DNA repair
Molecular function (GO): chromatin binding
Source: RefSeq, a predicted model, not a curated record